This is a messenger RNA of Phymastichus coffea, 1801 nucleotides long. RefSeq names its product trifunctional enzyme subunit beta, mitochondrial (gene Mtpbeta). NCBI's taxonomy places the organism in Eukaryota, Metazoa, Arthropoda, Insecta, Hymenoptera, Eulophidae. Gene Ontology annotation, molecular function: acyltransferase activity, transferring groups other than amino-acyl groups. The transcript has 8 exons. Bases 213 to 1628 code for a protein of 471 amino acids. The record is from RefSeq and is a predicted model, not a curated record. Gene Ontology annotation, biological process: fatty acid beta-oxidation.
UGACGUCAUACAUUGCUGAGACCAAUAGGUCCAAAGUCCACCGAAGCACCGAAGGCCUGCAACAAGUCCACCAACAAAUCGCUACUCAUUUUCACGAUAAUCCCUUAUCUCGUUGAAAGUUGAGAAUCUCGAACGAGACGUAUCAACGGUAUACUCCCAGACUUAUACUCCGUAAAUAAGUAUAACUAUUAAAGCGUCAAUUGGAAAAAUUAAUGAUGGCUGGAAUUGUUGCUAAACAUCUUCCUCGCUACAAUAAUACUGUGCCUCAAGCUACUGUUAUCUGGAAUACAUUAUACUUCAAUAAAAAAAAUUAUGCAACUGCAUCAAAGCCUUCUUCAGGAAAGAAAAAUAUUGUAUAUAUUGAUGGAGUGAGAACUCCAUUUUUAAUGGCGUACACUGAUUACAGCAAACUUAUUGCUCACGAUCUUGCUAGAGAGAGUCUCGUUAAUCUUCAAAAGAAAACUAGUAUUCCAAAAGAAGCUAUAGACUAUGUAGUGUACGGUACUGUAAUUCAAGAAGUAAAGACUUCCAACAUUGCCCGAGAAGCUUUAUUGGCUGCUGGAUACAGUGAGCACACUCCAGGUCAUACAGUCACAAUGGCUUGCAUAAGCAGUAACAUGGCUAUAACCACUGGUGUUGGAUUAAUAAACUCUGGAGUAUACGAUACAAUUGUUGCUGGUGGCGUUGAAUUCAUGUCUGAUGUUCCAAUUAGGCACAGUAGAGCAAUGAGAUCAUUAAUGCUCAAAGCAAAUAAGGCCAAGACACCAAUGCAAAAGCUUGGAUUGCUUGCUUCUAUCAGAGGAAAGCACUUUGUCCCAGAUUUGCCAGCUGUAGCUGAAUUCUCUACUAAUGAGACUAUGGGACACAGUGGAGAUAGACUUGCUGCAGCAUUCAAUGUAUCAAGAGAGGAGCAAGAUGACUAUGCUUUGCGCUCACAUACACUUGCAGCCCAAGCCCAUCAAAAUGGACAUUUAACAGAUAUGAUACCCAUAGUCGUUCCAGGUGUUAAAGAAGCUGUUAGCAAAGACAAUGGUGUUCGUGUAUCAACAAAAGAAACACUUGCCAAAUUGAAGCCUGCUUUUGUAAAGCCAUAUGGUACAGUCACUGCUGCUAAUGCUUCUUUCCUUUCUGAUGGUGCUUCAGCAGGUUUAAUUAUGACAGAAGAAAAAGCCAAGCAGUUAGGAUUGAAACCAAAAGCUUAUAUUAGGGAAUUCACUUAUGUUUCCCAGGAUCCAAAAGAUCAACUUCUGUUGGGACCUGCAUAUGCUAUCCCAAAAGUUUUAGACAAAGCUGGUCUAACUUUGAAAGAUAUUGGUGUAUGGGAAGUACAUGAAGCUUUUGCAGCCCAAAUUUUAGCUAAUUUGAAAGCCUUAGAUUCUGAUUUUUUUGCCCAAAAGUAUCUAAAUCGCUCUCAGAAAGUUGGCGUUCCUGAUUUGGCAAAAUGGAAUUCAUGGGGAGGUUCUCUCUCUAUUGGCCAUCCUUUUGCUGCAACUGGUAUCAGGUUAACUACUCAUGCAGCUAACAGAAUGAUUAAAGAGAAUCAACAAUUCAGUUUGAUUGCAGCAUGUGCAGCUGGUGGACAGGGUGUUGGAAUGAUUUUGGAGAGGCAUCCAGAUGCAAAACUAUAAGGUGUAAAAUUAGGUGAUUAAAGUGGAAAUCAUGGUACUUUGUUAUUAUAGUAUAAAGAAUUGAAGAUCUAACAUUCUACAUAUAAUUGAUACCAGCAAGUUGUAUUCGCUUUUUGAUUUUUUACACAAUUUAUAUAUAUUUUUAUAAAAAAUUUGAGCAAGAAUUUUAUAUC